AUGGCGUCCAAGCACCAUGUUUUCUGCAUUCCAUUUCCAGGCGCCGGUCAUGGCGUCAACAUGAUGAAUAUCGCCCUGGCCCUGGCGUCACCAACAGUCACUGUCCAUACACUGGUCCACUCGAUCAAGCAAUCCGGCUCAUGGAUUGCCGCUACAGGUCAAGCUCCAAAUCAGUACAUGCACCUCGAGGUCAUCGGCGAUGGCAAAUGGGAGGAUUGGCAUCCACCUGGAGCACGAGAGCUCGUUCAAACCAUCAUGAGCGACGAGUACACUGCGAGCAACGAAGCAAAGGUGGCAGAGAUCCUUACCAGAUCAGCGGACUCGCGGGGAGUUGCACUCAUCUUCAAUGGCUUGAUGGGAAAGCUUCUCGGAGUGGCUGAACGCUACAGCAUGAAGACUUUCCUCCUCAAUCCGACUGCUUACUACAUGGGCCGCCUAGGCUCGUGCCACCGCGAAGGUGCUUCUCUGACCGAGAAGUAUGCGUUGCGAGGUAUCGGUGGAAGCACUAAGCCUGUGCAAGCCGAGCUGGGGGACGUGCUGGAUCUCACGCAGCAGAUGUACUACAUGAUGUUCAAGCCAACUCUGGAUGCAGUGUCAGGUGUCAUCUAUUCCCAGACUAACACUGGUCUCGACGGCGACGACUACCAACAGAAGACUCUCAUCGCUCCAAACAACCUCAACAAAGCAGAGUACAUGGUCGGCCCGCUUUUGCCACCGUGGUUCGAGGAAGCACUCGAGAAUCGAUCCGGCACAGCGGAGAAGCUGGCAGCGGCUUCGCAGGACUAUGAAUGCAUGCGAUUCAUGGACGCCCAGCCUGAAAAAUCUGUCGUUUACGUCGGCACAGGUAGCCACAUCGAGCUCGAAUUCGAACAAGCCAAAGCUAUCAUCGACGCUCUCCGCAAGCAUCACGUCCCAUGGGUCCUGCUAUUCCGCAAUGACACCGACAAAAUGCGUUCUCUCCUCGGCGGCGACUCAAUCACCGAUGGCGUUGUCGCGCCAUGGGUGCCUCAGCUCGAAAUGCUCCUGCACCCUGCACUGAAAUGUGUCUUCUCCCACGGCGGCUUCGGAACCAUGGUGGAAGGCAUUUACGCAGGCCAGUCGUUCAUUACAACCCCUGUAAUGUCAGACCAGUUCAUCGACACGCGUGUCAUGCUGCAUCUGGGCAUUGCGCUUGGCACGAUCGCUGAGAACCGACACGUCUCGGGCAUGGGUCGAGAGAAGCUGACGCCCUUUUGGCCGGCUGACAGUGACAAGAUCCUUGCCGAGUUGUUCGACAGCAUAUUCGACGGAUCAGAGGAAGCGGAGAAAAGGCUGCAGAAUGCUCGCAACGCGUCGCUGGCAUUGAGGAAGCGGAUGAAGGAUGCCAAAGCACGGACGGGUGCCGCAGAACUGCAGAGGUUGAGGCGCGAUAUGGUCAUGGUUGGGAGCUAG
Messenger RNA from Cyphellophora attinorum, 1431 nucleotides. Its product is annotated as UDP-glycosyltransferase 87A1. The record is from RefSeq and is a predicted model, not a curated record. The coding region runs from base 1 to 1431 and encodes 476 amino acids. Lineage: Eukaryota; Fungi; Ascomycota; Eurotiomycetes; Chaetothyriales; Cyphellophoraceae. The transcript has a single exon. Gene Ontology annotation, molecular function: UDP-glycosyltransferase activity.